Messenger RNA from Baudoinia panamericana UAMH 10762, 751 nucleotides. RefSeq lists its product as uncharacterized. The transcript has a single exon. The record is from RefSeq and is a predicted model, not a curated record. The coding region runs from base 107 to 505 and encodes 132 amino acids. Lineage: Eukaryota; Fungi; Ascomycota; Dothideomycetes; Mycosphaerellales; Teratosphaeriaceae.
UUGCGAGCCGCUAUCUCAUCCUUCUAACGAGCGACAUGGGGUGAGCGCGUCAAGGUACUGUCACUCGUAAGUCCCCCUAUACACGAUGGUAUUCUUUGCGACGUGAAUGUGUUGUGUUGUGUUGUGCGUAUGUAAUGCCCCCUCGCGGGACUGUGGGAUUGUGCUUGUGCUUGUGCUUGUGCUUGGUAAUGCACGAGUGUAUGGGCCAGCGGUAGCGGGAUUGUCGCCCAGGGCUAAUGUGCGGGACCUUGAGAUGCCGUACCCACCGACACACGCUAAAAUUCCGAGAUCUCACUCGAGCGAGUUAGGGCAGGGAACGAUGCAAAUACAAUACAGAAUAACAACCACCACAAUAUCUUGCAUGUACUGUACUGUACUGUGGAUAUGUAAGGAAAUGGUCACGGCUAUGCAGAGACAACUCCGCCCCCUCAGCGCGGCAGCGAAGGAUGUGGAUGUGGAUGGAUGUGGGCGGAUGUGCAUUCGUCUGACUGAGCCAUGCCCUUAAUGCGAGGCCGUGCAAAGCAGGGGUUGUGGGCGGGUAACGGAAGCAACAGAAACAUGCGGCCACGCCCGCGUCAAGCGCCGUUAGGAUGCGCAAAAUGCACAUGCAAAGGCAAAGGAGAGACGGGCUUUUCGGAUUUACCGUGCUGAACCAUCAAACUCCGCCCGACGUGCAAAUUGCUCGUAUGGCUCAAAUUCCAUAGCCUCACGUGAAGGAGAACGACAGGUGUGUGGGCCACCACACCGAAUA